AUGAUGGCCGCUCGUUAUGGCUCCAAUCUUCGCCGAUCCAUUCCUUUGAAUAAGGUCUCCUGGCGACAAUAUUCCUCUCAGACGACUCCUCUGACCUCUCCGUUCGCUCCCCGUCACCUCCUCUCCAUCGCAGACCUUACACCGACCGAAUUCGCUGCUCUCGUGCGCAAUGCCUCCUCCCACAAGCGAGCGAUCAAGUCGGGGUCCAUCCCCCAAAACCUGCUCGGGGCUCUGUCCGGGAAAACCGUGGCCAUGAUGUUCAACAAGCGAAGCACCCGGACGAGGAUAUCGACUGAAGGCGCUGUGACGCAGAUGGGAGGACACCCGAUGUUCCUGGGCAAAGACGAUAUUCAAUUGGGGGUUAAUGAGUCAUUGUACGACUCUUCGGUGGUGAUCUCGUCGAUGGUCUCUUGUAUGGUGGCCCGUGUCGCUAAGCAUUCCGACGUUGCCGACCUUGCGAAGCAUUCGUCUGUGCCGGUUAUCAAUGCCCUCUGCGACUCGUUCCACCCGCUGCAGGCCAUCGCCGACUUCCAGACCAUGUACGAGACAUUCGAAUCCAAGGCCCAUCAUUUGUCUAGCUUGGGCCUUGAGGGAUUGAAGAUUGCCUGGGUUGGUGAUGCCAACAACGUCCUGUUCGACAUGGCCAUUGCUGCUACAAAGAUGGGUAUCGACGUGGCCGUUGCUACGCCCAAGGGCUACGAGAUCCCCGCUCACAUGCUGGACAUUAUCAAGCAAGCUGGUGAGGGGGUCAGCAAGCCCGGAAAGCUGUUCCAGACCAAUGUGCCUGAAGAAGCGGUCAAGAAGGCCGAUGUCCUGGUGACCGAUACAUGGGUGUCUAUGGGUCAGGAGGAGGAGUCGAUCAAGCGCAUGAAGGCCUUUGAAGGCUUCCAGAUCACCCCAGAACUCGCCAAACGAGGUGGUGCCAACGAUGGAUGGAAGUUCAUGCACUGCUUGCCCCGACACCCCGAAGAGGUCAGCGACGAGGUUUUCUACAGCAAGCGGUCGUUGGUCUUCCCCGAGGCAGAAAACCGGUUGUGGGCUGCGAUUUCUGCACUAGAGGGAUUUGUCGUUAAUAAGGGAAAGAUUGAAUAG
Messenger RNA from Aspergillus wentii DTO 134E9, 1092 nucleotides. It is a transcript of the gene argB, whose product is annotated as ornithine carbamoyltransferase. The transcript has a single exon. Gene Ontology annotation, molecular function: amino acid binding; ornithine carbamoyltransferase activity. Lineage: Eukaryota; Fungi; Ascomycota; Eurotiomycetes; Eurotiales; Aspergillaceae. The record is from RefSeq and is a predicted model, not a curated record. Bases 1 to 1092 code for a protein of 363 amino acids. Gene Ontology annotation, biological process: L-citrulline biosynthetic process. Gene Ontology annotation, cellular component: mitochondrion.